Messenger RNA from Gloeophyllum trabeum ATCC 11539, 444 nucleotides. RefSeq names its product acyl-CoA N-acyltransferase. The transcript is spliced from 2 exons. Bases 1 to 444 code for a protein of 147 amino acids. Gene Ontology annotation, cellular component: cytoplasm. Gene Ontology annotation, molecular function: protein N-terminal-serine acetyltransferase activity; protein-N-terminal-alanine acetyltransferase activity. Lineage: Eukaryota; Fungi; Basidiomycota; Agaricomycetes; Gloeophyllales; Gloeophyllaceae. The record is from RefSeq and is a predicted model, not a curated record.
AUGGACAGCGCCCCCAUCGCGCCCCUCCGGGCCUCCUACAAGGAGGAGAUCAAGAAGCGGCACGAGACAGCCGUCGUCGGCGCCGUGCUCGAGCACAAAGAGACGAGGGAGCCCAUGGGCGAGUGCCGGCUGUGGAUGUUCAGCCAGAAGAACCGCGAGGCGGAGGUCUCGAUGUGCCUCGCGCCCGAGUGGCAGAAUAGGGGCUUCGGCGCGGAGGUGCUGCGGUUCCUGGUGCGGUACGCGUUCGAGGGGCUGGGCGUGCAUCGCGUGAGCUUGAGCGUGUUCGAGGGGAACGGGAGGGCUAGGAGGAUGUACGAGAAGGUAGGAUUCAUCGAGGAGGGUAGGUCGCGGAAGAGCAAUUGGGUGGACGGCCAUUGGGAAGACCUGAUCAUGAUGGGCAUGUUGGAGAGCGAGUGGGGGUCUUGGAGAAGUUCCGCGAAUUGA